AUGGCUGCAAGAUAUGGGAAUUUUGUGCAAGUCCCAUCUGUGGACGAUGAAUCUUUGUUAUCACUGGUGGUGAGGUGUAGAGGAAUGAUGGGCAAGGACAUUCGUAUCAAUUUCAUGAUCAUGAUUAAUUUCAUGACGCUUGUUUGUAAGUGUCAGAGCAUCCGCCUCAAGACAGGCUUACACCUGAAAGGGAUUUAUGAGAAUGAAGUCAAAGACCGCCCUUCAGAGACGAAGGUCACUUAUCGCACUUUUUUGGAGUGGCAUGCUACUGGUAGCAAGUUCAUUGCCAUCGCAUGUGGUGGCUCCAUAUAUGCUUUAGUACUCAUCGCAGGCCUUGGUCUUAGAGUGUCCAUCGCAUCCAUGGUUGGAACCACGCACUUACAUCUAGCAGACAUGCUACGAUCACCUCCAAGGGAUUCUCCUCAAAGAAAGCUGAUUCUUGAACGCAUUGUACCCACCAUCGCACGCAUGCGACUCUCCCAUCCCUUCACAUCUGAUCGGUUUUUUGAUGCCAUUAUCCAAAACGCAUUCACACCACUCCAUAGAAGUGGACAUGUUUGGCGCGCUUGCAUUGCGCCUGUGCCAACUGAUCUUCAAAGGCUGCCCUUACACACUGUCAAUCACAGUGAGCUCUAUGGUGUAGGUCGUCCUUAUAGUCCACCAUUAUCCGACAUCGAGGAGGACGAGAUCGCGCAUGUUGUCAUUGACACAGCGUUUGAUCCAUCAUCAGCUAAGAACAAGUGCUUCAAGCCUCCUCGCGACAAGGUCCUGAACACUAGCUGUAGUGCGGCGGAGAGGUUACGAGCAGAGGCGGGUGAAAGGGUGAAAAGCCUGGAAGACUUACGCAACAAGCUCAAAACUUUCUAUCGCAAUGGCGUCAAGAAAUUACCUGGUGCAUACUUACUAAUCUCAAUGCAGAUCAUGCCAAAUCACCACCUAGAUCUUCGAAACAAGGAUGGGUCGUUGAUGGCGUUUGUAUCUACUGCACUUCCCACCCACAUACGCGCUUCUCUGGAAGUCAAUUUACUGGCUGCACUCGGAAAUGCAGACUUGCUUGGAGAUAUGGAUACGCGCUUGCCUGGAGGUAGACCUUUCCAGGCUAUGCACCUCUCUUGGUACAAUCGCCAUUGUACAUCGGGCCUUAACGCUCCAACAGACGUUCAACCUUGGCUGCUAGAGAAGGAAGGAAUGCGCACAAACCAUGGUCAAGUUAUUCCCUACAUAUCCCAGGACUUACAACAGCACAGACUCGUAUACGGAACAAUCUCAAAGGUGUACGGGGAGUUAUUUGAGUGGGUAAGACAGUUGAUGGAGAAUUACCUACAAGAAGAGUUCGAAAUGCUGAUGGAGGUCGCCUCAGUUUUGCCUGGCAACGCUCUUCCCCCUGUUGUUCCUUUCAUUUCUCUAGUGAUCAACAUCAAUGUUCGCACCAAAGCUCAUAGAGACAGCGGCAAAGGCAAAAGACCGCCUUCCCCUACUUCCUCAGCUCCUCCUGCUAGUAAUAAAGGCAAGACAAAAGCAAGCAAAGUUAUAACUGAUGACCAGUAUGACGAAUUCCUGAAGUUUCAAGCUCAAAAAAAGAAGGAAGCUGAACUCAAUCGUCGCAAAGGUUUGAGGAAGAAUGUUGACGCCAUGCUAGAUGAAGAAGAGAGUAAUACUGAGCAUGAGAUUACGGAGCAUAACAAGAGGAAAAAAGUGAGCAAGAAGGCAAAACCUAUGGACACAGAUGAAGAAGUAGAAGACGAUGCCAAUCCUGAUGAUAUUUUGCCUCACUUGGACCCUAAGAAAAAGAAUACGCCCAUAGCCAGUGAAGAUUCAGAUCAUUCGCGUCACCCAGAGGCAGAUUCAGCAAUAGAGACAGAUGUAGCUGGAGAGCAGUCUGUGGUUAAGAAGAGAAGCAAUGGUCUAAUAGAAGUCAAGGAUGAGUCGCAAGAUGAAAUGGCUGUCAGGCGUCGCAGAAGGGGGGCCAAUAAAGGUGAAGUCAGACCACCUACUACCCUUGCAUCUUUAAAAAAAGAUGGAUGCGGACCUUUGGUGGAUCUUGCUCAUCAACUGCUGAGAGUAAAAAUUGCCCUGGAGAACGCCUUUCCUGGUCCUUCUGUAGAUGUCCAGGACGCCUUUGCCUGGAACUGUAUCAAGGAGGCUGGUAAAGAAUCAGGCUCCCCAAUGAAGGUUAUGUUUGAUCGCAUUAGUGAAGAUGAUACACUCAAAGGCAGGGCAUUGGCAUAUGUAUGGUCAGGUGCAUCUCAGUUAAGGGGGGAGUUGGCUAGGAAGGCUAGAGAGAAUGUGAUUUUCAUGUUGCAGCAUUUACGUCCCAAGGAAAUAGCCGACAUAGCUAAUUGGGUUAUAUCUACAAGAAAGGAGCCGUUCCUUAGUGGUGAGAUGGACAUUAAAGCCAAGACCUUCAACAAGAACCUUCCUUUCCGCACACACCUCAUCAAGCAACUUCUCAUGGGCCAAUUUUUUCAGGGCGCUGGUGCUGAAGGAUUGCUUUACAAGGAAGAAUUUCAAAAGCUUCCUGAUAAUCUUAUUGCGCUUUUGGCAGCUUCAAUAGAGUGUGCAUACAAAGGCAUGCUCACAGGUACACCAGUUGUAGUAGAGUUCAAGGAACCAGUGUUUCAACCAAGACAUCAGUACUACUUGUCUAAACUCACUGAGUAUAGCCUUAAGACUCCAGGCUAUAUGAAGAAAUUGAGAGAUGAUCUGUGGACUGAUAUUGGAGAGGCUUGUCGUUUCCAGCUUAGAGAAGAGGGAGGCGACAGUGAUGAAUCUGAUGUUGAUUUUGAUGCAAUGGAGGAGUAUGCUAGGCCAAUGUCUGGUGUAGCAAAUGUUGAUGAUGCUGUCGUCAACUGA
This is a messenger RNA of Suillus subalutaceus, 2853 nucleotides long. RefSeq lists its product as uncharacterized. NCBI's taxonomy places the organism in Eukaryota, Fungi, Basidiomycota, Agaricomycetes, Boletales, Suillaceae. The record is from RefSeq and is a predicted model, not a curated record. The transcript has 20 exons. The coding region runs from base 1 to 2853 and encodes 950 amino acids.